Molecule: messenger RNA, 585 nt
Organism: Cyclopterus lumpus (lumpfish)
Lineage: Eukaryota; Metazoa; Chordata; Actinopteri; Perciformes; Cyclopteridae
Product: kinase suppressor of Ras 1-like
Source: RefSeq, a predicted model, not a curated record
GGGAGGAGGAGAGAGACACAUUUGCUGUCAGCUAACUUCCACAAUAGGUCGCUGCGUCGCUGGACUGCUGCUGCAUGUGUGUUUUUAUUUUUUAUUUUCUAUUUUAAGCUUAACAGUUUGACUCCAGCCCUUCCAGCCGUGGCCCAAUGCUGAGGAAUGGAUAGCGUGUCUGCAAAAGGUGGGAAGAUGGUCGAGAGUGAUGAGCAGCCGGAGAGGGACAGCAGCGGCGGCGGCGGCGGCGGCGGCGGCGGCGGUGGCGCAGCGAUGGCCGCACUACAUCAAUGCGAACUCAUCCAGAAUAUGAUUGAAAUCUCCAUCCCCAGUUUACAGGGGCUACGGACCAAAUGCGCCGCGUCCAACGACCUCACGCAGCAAGAAAUACGCACUUUGGAGGUGAAGCUGAUGAAAUACAUCUGUAAACAGCUGCAGUGCAAGCAGAAAGUGCCAGAGACGGAGAGGCCCGAGGCCCUGGACAGCUACCCCGCACCUACGAGACGCUUCCGCACCAUCAACCUGCGACCGGAGCUCAUUGAGUUUGUGUACUCAGUCCCCGCUCACAUGUGCAUGAGGAAUACUGACCAGUGA